Messenger RNA from Diplodia corticola, 1245 nucleotides. Its product is annotated as methyltransferase nsun3. The transcript has a single exon. Gene Ontology annotation, biological process: rRNA methylation. The record is from RefSeq and is a predicted model, not a curated record. Gene Ontology annotation, molecular function: methyltransferase activity. Gene Ontology annotation, cellular component: mitochondrial large ribosomal subunit. The coding region runs from base 1 to 1245 and encodes 414 amino acids. NCBI's taxonomy places the organism in Eukaryota, Fungi, Ascomycota, Dothideomycetes, Botryosphaeriales, Botryosphaeriaceae.
AUGUCGACGAAAGCCGAGCGCAAACAACUGGACGCAACCGUAGCCGCCUUUCAUGCCAACUAUGCUUCUCACCAAAACUGGGGCAACGAGAGGUGGUAUGGCUCUCUCUACCCGGCCCUCGCCAAACCUACGCGUUAUGCCGCCCUAGUGAACCAAUAUGUCCCUUAUUGCGAGUUCACCAAGGUCAUCGCACCAGUCUCAGGCGAGGACAUACGGCCAAUCCAGCUCCCCAAGCUGCCAUCAGACGCCGAGAAGAACGCAACAGCGCCGCAGCUCCUGCUCCUCGAGCGCGUUCCUCCGACAGCAUCAUCAGACGAACAAGACAGCAAACCCCCACCCAACCAAGCCGAGGUCUUCCUCUUCCCCACACCACAGCCCAUCCCCACCCCGUCAAACGGCGGAAAGGCCCUCCUUUCCCACUGGAACAUGGACGCCGCUUCCGCCCUUGGCGCGCACAUGCUCGCCGUCCGCCCGUACGACCGCGUCCUCGAUCUCUGCGCCGCCCCCGGCGGCAAAUCCAUCGCUUUGGCCCAGAUGAUCUUUCCGCACCUGCACGCCGCCUCGACUUCCACUCCCACUUCCCCAGCACCACCCGUCCAACCCGGCUGCCUGCACUCCAACGAAGUCGACGCCGGCCGCAACAAGCGCCUCGCCGCCAACCUCCGCGCCUACCUGCCGUCCACACUCUUCGCCAGAGGCGCGGUCCGCGUGCUCCGCCUGAACGGCGCCGACGGAUCGGGGCACGGCAACGGCGUGGCGGCAAUGAAGCUGCCGUGCGGGCCGGGCGGCUACGACCGCGUGCUGCUGGACGCGCCGUGCUCGUCGGAGCGCCACGUCAUCCACGCGCGCGAGGUGGCGCGGUGGCGGCGCGGGUCCGGCAAAGCGCUGGCGAGGCUGCAGGCCGAGCUGCUGAUGACGGCGCUGCGGGCGGCCAGGGUCGGCGGGCGCGUGGUGUAUUCGACGUGCUCGGUCGAGACGGGGGAGAAUGACGGGGUGGUGGAGAGGGUGGCCGCGGCGGUGGAGAAGGAGAGGAGGAGGUUCGGGUUGGGGUGGGGUGUGAGGUUUGAGUUGGGGAGUGUGCGGAGAAAGGAUGGGGAGGAGUUGCAGAAGGAGGCGGAUGAGGCGCUGGAGAGGCUGACGGAGGAGACGAAGUAUGGUAGGAUUGCCGUGCCUGAUCAUCCUGACGGUGGACAGUGGGGUCCGCUGUUUUUCUGCGUCAUCACGAAGGUCGCAUGGAAACCGUAA